Molecule: messenger RNA, 2576 nt
Organism: Leptidea sinapis
Lineage: Eukaryota; Metazoa; Arthropoda; Insecta; Lepidoptera; Pieridae
Gene: Ttd14
Product: TRPL translocation defect protein 14
Exons: 9
Coding region: 194-1702 (502 amino acids)
Biological process (GO): photoreceptor cell maintenance
Molecular function (GO): phosphatidylinositol binding; phosphatidic acid binding; GTP binding
Source: RefSeq, a predicted model, not a curated record
ACUUGUAUUGAUAUAAAUGAAAAUACAAUUUAAUUCAUUUUCAUAUUAUUCUUUUUCUCGCACGCCCGAUAGGCGAUGCGUUUCAAACUGUGAUGGAUAUUUUUACAACUUUUAUAAAUUCAUCAUUUUUAUGACAAUCAGUUCUACCAUCUUUGUAAUAGUGUAAUUUAGUUUAUUCUUUAUUUAUUUUAAAAUGGCGAAUCAAUCAGCUAAAAUUGUAUAUAAGUUGGUGCUGACCGGCGGGCCUUGCGGCGGAAAAACCACGGGGCAGUCCCGACUAAGCACUUUCUUUGAAAACUUAGGAUGGAAGGUGUUCCGGGUGCCGGAAACGGCUACCGUCCUAUUAAGUGGUGGAGUAAAGUUUGUGGACCUCAGCCCAGAUGAAGCCAACAAGUUCCAGGAGAAUUUGUUGAAGACUAUGAUUCAAAUCGAGAAUACGUUCUUCGAGCUGGGCAAGACUUGCCAAAGAAACUGCCUCAUCAUAUGCGACCGGGGCGCCAUGGACGCUAGUGCAUUUAUUUCGAAGGAAAAAUGGGAGGCGAUGCUGAACAACAACAAUUGGAAUAGUGUGGAGCUGAGAGACAACAGGUAUAACCAUAUCGUUCACAUGGUCUCCGCGGCCAACGGCGCUGAAGACUUCUACUCUACCGAGGAGCACGCCUGCCGCUCCGAGGGCGUGGAGCUAGCGCGGGAGUUGGACUACAACGCGGCGGCGGCCUGGGUCGGGCACCCGUACUUCGACGUGAUCGACAACUCGACGGACUUCGACAAGAAGAUGAACCGACUGAUCGCCUGCGUCUGUCAGCGCAUCGGACUCGACACCGGCGACAGACUCAACGUCAACGCCAAGAAGCGCAAGUUCCUCGUCAAGACGCCGCUCCCUGGCGAGACGGAGUUCCCGCCCUUCCAGGACUUCGACGUGGAGCACAACUACUUACAGAGCGACUUCCGCAAGGCUCAAGUGAGGCUGCGCAAGCGCGGCCAGAAGGGCCACUGGUCCUACAUCCACACCAUGAGGAAGUUCCACCCCAACGGCCAGUCCGUCGAGGUGCGGACGCAGCUCACGCACCGGGACUACCUGAACAUGCUGCCGCAGAGGGACGAGGCACACUUCACGAUAUUCAAGAAGCGGCGCUGUUUCAUAUACAACAAUCAGUACUACCAGUUGGAUAUGUACAGGCAGCCAACACAUCCCAGAUGUCGAGGACUUGUUCUCCUAGAGACCUACAGCGCUGCUUAUGAUCAAGAUGCACUGCUGGCGUCGCUGCCAAAGUUCCUCACAAUUGAAAAGGAGGUCACUGGAGAUCCAGCGUAUUCUAUGUAUAAUUUGUCACUAAAAGAAGAUUGGAAAACUUCAAAAAGGUACUACGCGGGCUCUGGUGGGAACGGACACACUAAAUGCCUGAAUGGACACCAGGUGGAAAAACCCGACGAGCGGAAUGGUGACAAUGCUAGCUAUCCCGAAUACAAAAUGAUUCUCAACAAUGGUGCAAAACACAAUGGAAUGGGAAAAAUUACAGGACAUGUGACAAACAAAGCAAUUGGUAAUGACAAAAUGAAUGGCCAUCACAAGUUGAAUGGUCACAGGGCAGUUCCUACUACAGACACAAAUGGAUUCCAUAAUUGUCUGGACAAUGUCAAGAAUACUAGUGGCAUCAAUAUGCACACACCAAAGAUAAAGAAAGUUGCACUAAAGACUUAGGUUCUAAACUACAUUAUAUUAUUAUAUCGAAUAUUUUUUGUCAGAUGUACAUACUUGUACUCUAACCGUUGAAUCUAUAUUUAAAGCAUUUGCCUAAGCUGUGUAUCAUUUAAAUUGCCUUUAAAGAACUAUUUUUGUAAUAAUUCCUCAUAAAUAUGUAAGUGACAGUGUUAUUUUUGUGCCUUGUUAAACAUGCAUAUUUCAUUGAAAUAAAUGAUGUAAAAUAUGAAAUGUUAAUUAAAUUGUACUUAAAUUAGGACUUUUAAUAUAUUUUAUUAGAUUAUAGCAAUGUGAAACAUAGAACAUCUUAUUUAUUUUAUGUAAAUUCAAACAUAGUACAUACUUAUGUAGAAGUAUAAUUUAAAAAAAUUGUAGUUACUUAGAAUAUCAGCACUAGUUGGUACUUUCGCUCAGAAAUUUUCAACUAUCUGGGAAUGAAAAUAUGAAUGUAAGUUGAUUUUAAAAUUGAUGUUUCAAAUUACAGUAUUAAAAUCUUAUAAAAUGAAAAUUUUCACUGAAUGUGAAAUACGAAAGCAAGCAAGUUGCUGCAAUUUCAACCCUAGCUGUGUUUAUAUAGAAUUACCUUAUCAGCACAUGAAUGUACCUCUAAAGACAACAUAUUCUUAGGAAUAUGUCCCGAAUUAUAGGAUAUAUAGUCCCGAAGGAUAGUGCUUUUAAUGUUUUAUUAAAUUCUUAAUGUCAACACAUUUAAGCACUAUCUUCAACCGCUCACUAAACAUUAUUUAUUGCAUUGGUUUCUUAAAAAACAGCAAUUUAUAAAAAAAAUUAAAGAUUUUUAUUUCAUGCAUGAUGAAAUCUUGUGAAUGAAUUGAUUGGAAUAUUUAAAAUAAAACUCUGUUUUAUUGUUUGGAAA